Messenger RNA from Drechmeria coniospora, 375 nucleotides. RefSeq lists its product as uncharacterized. The record is from RefSeq and is a predicted model, not a curated record. Lineage: Eukaryota; Fungi; Ascomycota; Sordariomycetes; Hypocreales; Ophiocordycipitaceae. The transcript has a single exon. The coding region runs from base 1 to 375 and encodes 124 amino acids.
AUGAGCACCACGAGCGUCAACACGGUCUCGGCCGCAUCCCACCACAUCCUUCCCUCGAAGCACGCAAAUCACAGAGAGCACACGGAGCACGCGGUCGAGGGAGAAAAGAUGGAGGCCACGACGGCGGCGUACAGCUUCACGACGUCAUCGGAAUCGCAGGCAAACUACUGUCUCCACGUCAAUCUCUCCGUCCUCGACUCUUCGGCGCAUCUGGCCGACAUCGACGGCCGGACGUGGGCGUGUCCGAUCGACAUCGACGAUCAAGACCUCACCUUUCGGGGCAAAUCCCUGAGCGCCUGGUACGAGGAGCGUCGGCGCGGAUGCCUCGACAGCGCAAACGGCCGCAUGACCGUGAUGCCGGUUCCAAGGAAGUAG